AUGUCUCAAUCAAGUCCUAUCCUACGUGGUUUCGCCAUCACAACUGCCAUAGCAGCUCUAUCAGCCACCGGUUAUGCUAUUUACUUUGACUAUCAAAGGAGGAACAGCCCGCAAUUCAGAAAGGUGUUGAGGCAGAGAGCCAAAGAACAGGCUAAGGUGGAACAAGAAGCCAAGAGUCACGCUAAAGAAGUGAAGCUGCAAAAAGUUACGGAAUUCUUAUCCAUGGAAUUGGCCAACGAUCCUAUUCCUAGUGAUCCCUCUGAAAGAGAGGCUACAUUCACGACUAACGUGGAGAAUGGUGAAAGAUUAUCUAUGCAACAAGGCAAAGAACUAGAAGCCGCCUCUAAGUUCUAUAAGGCAUUGACUGUAUAUCCUCAGCCUGCCGAUUUGUUGGGUAUUUACCAAAGGUCCAUUCCUGAAGCCAUUUACGAGUAUAUUAUCCUAAUGAUUGCCAUCUUACCUCCAGCUAAUGUGGCCUCCUUCGUUAAAGGUGUUGUUGGAAGUAAAGCCGAGUCAGAUGCUGUUGCUGAAGCCAACGAUAUUGAUGAUUGA
Messenger RNA from Saccharomyces kudriavzevii IFO 1802, 552 nucleotides. It is a transcript of the gene TOM20, whose product is annotated as TOM complex receptor protein TOM20. The record is from RefSeq and is a predicted model, not a curated record. Gene Ontology annotation, biological process: tRNA import into mitochondrion; protein import into mitochondrial matrix; protein targeting. Gene Ontology annotation, cellular component: mitochondrial outer membrane; mitochondrial outer membrane translocase complex. Bases 1 to 552 code for a protein of 183 amino acids. The transcript has a single exon. Lineage: Eukaryota; Fungi; Ascomycota; Saccharomycetes; Saccharomycetales; Saccharomycetaceae. Gene Ontology annotation, molecular function: transmembrane protein transporter activity.